Molecule: messenger RNA, 7066 nt
Organism: Bemisia tabaci
Lineage: Eukaryota; Metazoa; Arthropoda; Insecta; Hemiptera; Aleyrodidae
Gene: Cip4
Product: formin-binding protein 1-like Cip4
Biological process (GO): signal transduction
Molecular function (GO): protein binding
Source: RefSeq, a predicted model, not a curated record
UCAAGUUGUGUUUGUCAGCCAUGUUGACAGCGUAACGUGUAACGUAGAUUGUUUAGGAAUUUCGGUUGUUAGAUACAAAUUUUCGGGUCAGUUUUGUGCGAAGUGCGGUUUUGAAAUUAUGUGAAAAGUCGACCGUUGUUUUACUGUGUGUACCUGUGUUUGUUCUGAAUAAUGCUCAAGUGAUAUAGUGCUCUUUACUUUGGAUUAAAUCACCAAUAUGAGCUGGGGGUCCGAAUUAUGGGACCAGUACGAGAAUUUGUCUCUGCACACGCAGAAAGGGAUAGAUUUCUUAGAAAAAUACGGUCAUUUUAUUAGGGAUAGGUGUGCAAUUGAAGUGGAAUACGCCUCUAAACUCAGGAGACUUGUAAAAAAUUACCAACCAAAAAAACGGGAAGAAGAAGAUUACCAGUAUAGUCCAUGUAAGGCUUUCAAGACUGUGAUGGGAGAAAUAACCGAUUUGGCAGGACAACAUGAGCUAAUAGCUGAAAAUUUACAAACGGAUGUCAUCCGUGAAAUUCACAUGCUUGUCAAAGAUUUCAAAGAAGAACGGAAAAAGCAUUUACAAGAUGGGGCCCGAAUGAUGCAAUCACUGGCAGGUCAAAUUGCAUCUUUAGACAGGGCAAAAAAGAACUAUGAAAAAGCCUACAAAGAUGCGGAGAAGGCAUUGGAGAGCUUUCAAAAGGCUGAUGCUGACCUCAACCUAUCUCGAGCCGAAGUUGAGAAGCAGCGCAUGAGCAUGAUGACGAAGAACCAGCAUUGCGAAGUCACCAAAAAUGAAUACGCCAACCAACUCCAGAGGACUAAUGAACUUCAGAGUCAGCACUACCGCCAUCUCAUGCCAGAAGUUUUUAGACAAUUACAAGAACUAGAUGAAAAGAGAAUUAGGAACAUUCGAAAUUUUAUGACGCAUUCGGCAGAUGUCGAGCGGAAAGUCUUUCCCAUUAUGGAACAAUGUUUGGAUGGAAUUGUAAAGGCUGCCUCCCAAAUUAAUGAAAAAGAAGAUACGUUAUUAGUCAUUGAAAGGUAUAAGUCUGGUUUUCCACCUCCGGGUGAUAUACCAUUUGAUGACCUGAGUCGGAACGGCGAUGCAGUCCACAUUACGCAGCCGCUUACUAUCCCAGGACUGCACAAAGCAGACACACUCACUAUCAAGGGAACCAUGGGUGCUGGUCGGCUCAAGAAACGGGGUCUUAUUUUUAAUAUUUUCAAUUCAAAUAAGCUACUAGAAGCGUGCAAUUCCUUUAAGAAUAAUUUAUCUUCCUCUGGUGAUAACAAGGAUGACUUUAGUGAUUUGCCUCCAAAUCAGAGGAGAAAGAGGCUCCAGCAGAAAAUAGAUGAAAUUCAAAAUAAAAUUCAACAAGAAACAGCAGCUAGGGAUGGUUUAAUGAAGAUGAAAGGUGUUUAUGAGCAAAACCCUGCUCUUGGCGACCCUAUGUCGAUAGAGGGUCAGCUGAAUGAAAGUGGGCACAAACUGGAUAAAUUACGGUUAGAGUUGCAGAAGUACCAAGGCUUCUUGGAAGAUGGAAACAUCACCAAUGAUGGCAACAGCCCGGCCAAUCUUAGAAGACAAAAUUCAACUGUCAAUAAUGUUAACGGAUUACAAAAUAACUAUCAAAAUAAUGGAGGUGGCUCAGGUGGAGAAGAGGAAUCGUUAAGUCGAUCAGCGUCUGAUUCUAGUGUAUCCAAUAGUAAUCACCAAAAUCAUAAUAAAUCACUCAGUCAUCUACCUAUCCAUGGGUUCUCCAACAGUCCAGAGUCAGGGCUUGGCACUUCACACACGUCCUUACCAGAUUCGGAAUACUAUGACCUACCACCACUUGGAACGUGUAAAGCUCUGUAUCCAUUCGAAGCAACGAGUGAAGGAUCGAUUCCCAUGUAUGAUGGAGAGGAAUUGUACAUAAUUGAACUUGACCAGGGAGAUGGCUGGACCAGAGUGCGCAGAUUGAAUGAUUCAGAAGAAGGAUUUGUACCAACGUCAUAUAUUGAAUGCUCCGUUUACAAUUCUUAACAGUAGGUAGAUGUUUUUUACUUCUUAUCACCAUAGUCAAGGAACAUAUUCUGGCCUGCUUCAAUGCCAUCUUACCUCCGCCGGACUAACUUCGCUCAUCCGCUUACUCUGAUCACUCUCCGCGCCUAAUCUCUUUGAUGGAUGUUUUUGCAAUUUUGUUGAUACUCUUUUAAAUGUUGAUUUUGAUUUUAAUUUUUCUUCUCUAGCCGUGACAGCCAACUUUCAAAGAGCGCAGAGCUGAGACCUCUUAUUGCAUUUUGAAUUUAAUAAGUGAACUCACAAAUUUCAGUCAUCAGUGUCGAAAAUCAUUUGACCUGAAGGCUAUUCGUGGACAAGUACUUAAAUGAAAUACUCAAGUAUUGCGUCAUAAUUCUGUGCUUCAAUUCAUUUUUACCGACUUAGGAACACAUAAACCUAUUUUGAGUUUUUUUUUUAAAUUGAUAUCAAAUUGGAAAAAAGCAUCAAUUUGCAGAACAGCACAAUACUUACAAUUUUAGGACACAAUGUGCUAUAAAUUAUGAAGGUAAUAAGGUUGAAAAAUCUUUCCGAUUGAGUCAUUUUUGUUUUGCCAUGGUGGGUGCACCUUUUCUUGCUAAGAGCAGAAAAUUAUCAUUGAAGAAGGUUAAGCUCAUCUGAGCCAUUGAACAAUGUAAUAGUCUUCACUCGCAAAACUUGUCACUCAGUUAACUUUUCUCUGAAAGUCAAUGGUGUAAGGACUUAAAUACUUAAAAGAAUGAGCCUAUUCGGUAUUUUGUAAUAAUUGCUCCUAGUGACUUGAAACAGUGUCGAAUUUUUAAAGUAUAUCUUACUCCCGCCAUGUGUAUUUAUCAAGGCCAAUUAUCUUGUUGGAAAUGUCAUCGGGAACAGAUCUCCCAGGUCCUUUCUCUAAUUACCACUGAACAGAUGGAGGAAUGUACAAAUAAAGGAAAUCACACCAUAGAUGAAACUUUGCCAGUGGACCCAUUCAAAUGGAGAAAAAUUUUCCUUGCAAAGAAUUUCCUUAAUUUUUGCAUGCAUUUUUACCUUCAAAUAACGAACUCCUCACUCAUCAGACACAGGGAGUCACAUUAAAUUAGUUGUAGAUGUUGCCAGGAUGAAUUUUAAAAAAUUCUCUCAGUACUGUCUGUUUUUAAUUGGUCUGUUAAAAUACUAGUUGAAAACAAUGAAAAUGGCUUUAAAUGUUAAGGCAGUAAUUUAAAAAAAUUCUUGCAAAGGCAAAAUACUCGCAGCCGAUUCCCUCAAAUAGACGUUUUCUUAGUCUGCUAUUUUGAUCUGCAUUUCCAUGACAGUAUUGAAAAUAUUUGAAUUUCAUGAUUUUUGUAACUGAACUUGUGUACAUUUACAAUCAAUGCACAAAGUGUGUAUUAUGUAAGAGUCUUCCAUCUCAUUGUUAUAGAAAGCGUGUGUAUUUACCUAUUUUUUCCCUGAAGAAUUGAUGAAAAUGAUCCUUUUCAAACCUUAUCAAUGAGAUUAUGUGAACUAAGUACUCACCUACUUUUGUAGUUAUUGAAACCAUUUGAUCAAAUAAAAAAUUCUCUCAUUGCGCUCGGAGGUUGGCUGUAUCGAUUUCCUUCAUUGUUACUGUGUAUUAUUGUAAUUUUAUGUUAUUGUUAUUCAAAGAAAAAAUGUACGGUACUCAUCAGACUCAACAAUGCGUACGAAGUCUGGUGCUUUUUUCCAAACCUGUUUUAUUGGUUACUUGUAUUAUUUUCUGUAAUUUUACUCCAUCAAGGAGUGACAUUUUUAUUUUAUUUAUGUUUUUAGAGUCUUCUUGGUUAUGAAGCAGAAAUACGAUAUACAUAAUCAGAAACAUCCAGUUUGUCUAAGUAGAAUCUAAAUAUUAUCUUAAUGGAUUAGCUAGAGCUGAUGCAAAGCUGAGUUGGCUUACUCUGAAUUUUUUAUUUUUGAAAUGGAAAUGAAACAUAGCAGUGGAAGUUUAGUAUAAAAUGAACCUCAUCUCAGAGUUUUUUUAACCUGUCUAUAAUGCCUAGUUUCAAGAAAUUUCAUUUGUAAAAUCUAAGCGUUAAGUAUCAAAGGCCCAGGGAUGAGCAUAACGGAUGGAAAUAAUGAAAGAGGCAAUUUUAGUUUGGUUGAUUUUACCUUCCCUAGAACAAAUAAGCUCCUCUACUUGAAAAUAUAUGGUUAUUUUUUUCAGUCAGUAAGUCAUUAAAAAUCAAGGGAAUUUUGAGAUUAUUUACACCAGGACCAUGAAGAAAAGAAUGACUUGAAGCUGAAAUUGAGCAGUGAUAAUAUCUUUUUACCAAACCGAAUGCAAGUUGCAUUUUCUGUCUAUUUGAGAAAGAUUUUGAAUGCCAAAAACUCUUGGAACAUUGAUUCCAUUUGUCCAUCGUGACUGCCUGUACCCAUGAGUUUUUAGUGCUUCAGCCCUUUUGAAAAUUAAAGUUUUGUCUAAGGUUGUGUGAUGAUUUUAUUUUUUAUUUUUUAACUUCCUUGAAUUCAGUUUUAGCUUUUCGAGAACCUCAAUUCGCUAGAAAAUCUUAGUGGAAAUUAGAUAUUUUUUCAACAUAAGAGGCUCAAAACUCUUGUAGCACUAGCCUAGCCUUCCAGAAAACUUGAAAUCUCAAGUACUGUUCAUAGUCCAACAAUAUUUUCUCAAUUAUUUGCAUUACUUUUCAACUUAUAUCCCAGGCAUUUUGGUUAAUUUUUCCAUAAAAAUUAGCAUUAUCAGGUUGUUACUCAAAAUUGUAUGAGUAUUUUAUCUUCUAGUUGAAAUAGUAUUUCAGAUUUUUUUCACUUCUGUUGGAGCUACUUAAACGCAUGCCAGCAAACAUGGUAUACGAAAUGCGUCUAGUUUAAGAUUCUGUGUCGCUAUCUUUCUCUCAUCGUAUCCUAUUUGACAAUUUUAAUUCUGUGUCAAUGAUAGUUCUAAUAUUGAGAGAGUGAAGUAUCAUUAUCUGUGGCAAGUUGAAAACUGCAAUAUAUUAUUCUGUAAUUUACUGAGAAACUGCAGUUUGUUAAUAAAUUUCAGUGAGCGCAUCUCCACUAAUAGAAUUACUCCAUACUAGGAAUAUUUAGCUUUAGAGGAAAAUCGUCACCCUCUUGAACAAAAUAAGUUUUCAAAUUUAGUAUAAGGGAAGCUAGGAGCAUUUUUACAUUCAUUUAUGCAGAACAAGAAGCCGAUCUUGUUCUAUACCUUUUUGUUACCACCUUUCUUUUUUUUUACUUUCUGUAAUUUCUGUGGUUCUAGUUUUUUACCGCAAAUUAGGCCUUUUAUCACGAAUCCUGCUGAUGUAAAAUUUAAGUGUUACUGUCUUAGAUUGAAAAUCAGAAAGUUAAAAACCUUAAAUUUGUAGGUAAAUUAGGCUAUUUGGUAUUCCUAUCGUAGAAGAUUUCCUCGCUGGUUGUAUUCACGAGUUCUCUCAGUUUUGCGUAACUGCAAGGUCUGAAGCUUUGGUCUAUUGACAAAUAAGUUCUCCAGUGCCAAUCGUAGAUUGAUGAGAUAUAUUUUUGAAUAUUUUUCUCCUAGUAAUCCUUUUAUAAGUUAGUUUGUGAUGCCCCUUCAUAUUUUGAGGUUGAUUUUAUUGACGGUUGUUUCUUUAAACCUCUAUUGGAUGAAGUAUUUUGAACAAAUUUCUCUACUUAGUCUCGUGUGCUUUUCUUAAGUAACAGCAUACAACAUUGCAGAGACUGAAGGACAUUUUUAGCUCGAUAAACCUAAAAUUUUAUUACACUAGAAAUAACAAGCAACUACUUAUUUAGACGAACCUAGACGAUGUCCAAAAAUCAUUUAGGACUGCUACUAUUUGUAUCUUACAUAAAAUCUGCCUAUCGCAAUCAGCUUUUUCCUCUUUUUUUCAAUCAGAGUAAUACAACUUUUUUGUUUAUAGCUGAUACUGUUUUGACCAAGAUUUUACCUAUUUAAAAAAGAGGAGAUGGACUAAUUUCUUUCAAAGGGAACAUUUUAAUCGGACUUCAGAGAGUUGAAAUUGAUAUUCAUCUAGUGGUCAUUUUUGUCUAUUGAUUAUUCAAAUUUCUAAUUUGUUUUACGAUGCAGGUCUUCUGAGAACAUUCUUUUUAUGUUUCCGUCUCAGCUUUGAAGCCCCUUUUCUUUUCUUAUUUCUCAAGAAGAAUUCAACAACUUUGUGAUUCUUUUUCAGUUGCUAUGUUUAGUUUUUGUAUCACUUCAGCUAUUCACCUAACAUAUUUUUUAUGCACACCACAUAAAAAGGAAAGAAUACUAUGUUCAUUUCCAAAGAUUACAUAAUACCCAGUUCAAUAGCUAAAACUUGAUGUAUGAUUGUGUGAUUUAUUUGUUCAGUUUAAUCUCAUCAAUUUUGCUUUUGAUAUUCUGAUUUUAUGGAGCUGCUAUCCCUAUCCUUCAUUUUAAAGAGAUACUACAAAGUUUGUACUUCUGGGUUUGUUAAUGCGGUUGUCUAUAAAUUAUCUGUCCACGACUUUUAAUUCACUUCUAAAACUACCCAUGGCACAAGUUUCAAAAUCGGACAUUUAUGCCAAGAAACUGCCAUAAAGGUGAUGGAUAAAAAUUUGAAACUGGACUGUAAUGAAAAAGAACUUUUUUUUCCUCUUCUUUUUUUGGUGUGUGUCAUAAGUGACAAUAUCAACCACUCUUGUUCAUUAAAAUUUACUUUACCUUCAUUUUGUUGUUUUUCCCCCAACAUUGAUCCCUCAACACAAUCCUAUCAAAUCACUUGACGAUGACUGUUUGUAAUUGGAAGUUAGUGUCUCGCAAUCUUGAACAAUUAUAUGAAAUUAAUGUGAUCGGAGGUUAGAAAUACGUACAAAUUGUAUAUAUAGGUAUAGCUCACACCUAUUAUGUGUUUAUGCUAGUAAAUUAUUUUAUUGAUUUCUUGCUCCUUUCUUUUCUUUUUUUUCUGUUUUUUUGUUCAAUUUGUUAUUUUGAGGUUGCAAAGUGCACAGUUAUUGCUUAGUAAUUGUAUAUUGAAGCUUUGACCUACCCCACAAAUGUUGUUAUGCCAUGUUAGAUUUUAAGUUUCGUAACUUAUUAUAUACUUUUUUAAUAAAGGUAUUUUUUGUCAUCAUAUGUAAAGAAUACAUUUUUUUCUUAAUACAUUCCAA